AUGUCAGCUGAAGAUACUAAACCAAAGACCGAAGAUUCAACUUCUGUUCCAAAGCCACCAACUUCAAAUGUUUUUUCCAUGUUUGGUGCCAAAAAGGAGAAAAAACCAGAACAAGAAGAUUCCGACAACAAGAAACCAGUAGAAUCCGAUAAAAAAGAAGAAAAAGAUAGUAGCAAAUCUACUGGUGAUGACAAUGAAGUAGCAGAAGAAGAAGAAGCUGAUGUUGAAUUCACUCCAGUUGUUCAAUUGGAUAAAAAAGUCGAAGUUAAAACCAAUGAAGAAGAUGAAGAAGUCUUGUACAAAGUUAGAGCUAAAUUGUUUAGAUUCCAUGCUGAUACAAAGGAAUGGAAAGAAAGAGGUACUGGUGAUGUUAAAUUUUUAAAACAUAAGACUACUGGUAAAGUUAGAAUUUUGAUGAGAAGAGAUAAAACUUUGAAAAUUUGUGCUAAUCAUUUGAUUUCCGCUGAUUAUGAAUUGAAACCAAAUAUUGGUUCUGAUAGAUCUUGGGUUUAUACUGUCACUGCUGAUGUUUCUGAAGGUGAACCAGAAGCUCAAACUUUAGCUAUUAGAUUUGGUAAUAAAGAAAAUGCUGAUCUUUUCAAAGAACACUUUGAUAAUGCUAAAAAGGAAGCUAAAAAAGAUUAA
This is a messenger RNA of Candida dubliniensis CD36, 645 nucleotides long. RefSeq names its product Ran GTPase-binding protein (gene YRB1). Lineage: Eukaryota; Fungi; Ascomycota; Pichiomycetes; Serinales; Debaryomycetaceae. Gene Ontology annotation, biological process: protein import into nucleus. The record is from RefSeq and is a predicted model, not a curated record. The transcript has a single exon. Gene Ontology annotation, cellular component: nuclear pore; cytoplasm. The coding region runs from base 1 to 645 and encodes 214 amino acids. Gene Ontology annotation, molecular function: GTPase activator activity.